AUGUCAUUCGCUCUCGCCUUCCCCCGUUAUCGCCUUCCAAAUAGUUUCCGUCAUUUCCGGAUUUCUGUCAACCUCAAUGUGCUGCCUUUUCCCGCCGCUUCCGCUCCCUCUCCCGCCGCCCCCCCAGCUCCGCCUUCCCCGCUACUUCUCUCUUGCUCCUUUCUCCGCGCGCAUUCCCUCUCCCGCGCGCGUUCCGCCGCCAGCGCCCCGCCGCCGCUCUCCACGCCACAUAGAAGCCCUUCCGCGUCUCACCCGCCUCACGCGCAACACGCGCCGCUCCCCUUGACCUUCCGCGCGGCAUGCCGCGCGCUUUACGAUUCCCGAUGGGUAACCACGCGCGCAGAAUUCGCGGGGGAUGCGGGUGACGCCCCGAGGGAGCAGGCGGAGUGUAUGGUGGUGGGCGCGGGGGCGGCGGGGCGGGAAGGGCGGAGGGGUGGGGAAGUGACUCCUGGCGAGGCAGUUGCAGGCGUUGCCACGGCGUCACCCGCGCCGGGUCCUGCUAUGGCGUCACCCGUGGAUUUUGAGGCGUGUGAGCGCGAGCAGGCGGAGUGUGUGGUGGUGGGCGCGGGCGCGGUGGGGCUGGCGGUGGCGCGCGCGCUGGCAGUGGCGGGGCGGGAGGUGGUGGUGGUGGAGGCGGGGGGAGCGGUGGGGGGCGGCAUCAGCUCGCGCAACAGCGAAGUGAUUCACGCUGGGCUGUACUACCCUCAUGGUUCGCUCAAGGCACGGCUAUGUGUGGAGGGGCGGCGACAGCUGUACGCGUUCUGUGAGGACAGGGGAGUGCCGCACCGCAGGGUUGGCAAGCUGGUGGUUGCCACCCAGCCAUGCUGCAGCAUCCCUCAUGCUGCACUGCUCAACCUCUCCUCCCGGCUCUUUCCAGUCGAAAGCCACGCGGAGGGCAACGGGGUGGAGGGGCUGCGGAUGGUGGGCCGGGAGGAGGCGAGGGGAAUGGAGCCACGGGUGGAGUGCCAUGCUGCGCUGCUGUCACUACACACCGGCAUUGUGGAUUCGCAUGCUCUCAUGCUCGCCCUGCAGGCAGAGGCAGAAGCAGCAGGUGCCCUAUUCGCUUUCAACUCAGCAGCACUGGGCAUCCAGGCCAACCCACCCGACCGCUUCCCACUCUUCACCACCAUCAAAACCUCCUCCCCUACCAGCAACAGCAGCAGCAGCAGCAACAGCAGCUGCAGCAGCAGCAGCAGCACCACCACCAGCAGCAGCAGCACAAUCACGUUGCUCUCCUCGCGCUACCUUGUGAACGCAGCUGGGCUUGAAGCCGUUCCCCUCGCACACCGCGCCCGUCUCAAAAGAGAGCCCCACAUGGAACCCCAACUGCCUCCCCUGAACCCAUUCACAAGGGUUUGCAGCCCCCCCAAUGGCACUGCAUCACUACCUCCCCCACAUCUACCUCCCCCUCAUCUACCUCCCCCACAUCUACCUCCCCUCUACCUCGCUCGAGGUCAUUACUUCGCCCAUGCGGGAGCACCGCCCUUCUCCCGCCUUGUGUACCCGCUGCCGGAGCCGGGGGGCCUGGGCGUGCAUGCCACGGUGGACCUCGCCGGUCGAGUGCGGUUCGGACCAGACGUGCAGUGGUUGGACUCGGUUCCGCUCUCUGCUGCUCACGGCAUGCCCAUCAGCUACGACUAUUCAGUGGACCCUCGAAGGGCUGAAUCCUUCUACUCGGCGAUCCGCAAAUACUGUCCGACGCUGGACGAUGGCUCUCUGCAAGCCGACUAUGCGGGCAUCCGACCCAAACUCACCGCCCCAGGAGAACCUGCUGCUGACUUCUUGAUUCAGACCCACACCACACACUGCAUGCCAGGUCUCAUCCACCUUCUCGGCAUAGAGUCCCCAGGGCUCACCUCGUGUCUUGCCAUAGGCGAGUACGUAAAGCAGCUACUGUAG
Closterium sp. Yama58-4 is the source of this 1899-nucleotide messenger RNA. The record is from the annotation of a GenBank genome assembly. NCBI's taxonomy places the organism in Eukaryota, Viridiplantae, Streptophyta, Zygnematophyceae, Desmidiales, Closteriaceae.